Molecule: messenger RNA, 13647 nt
Organism: Pelobates cultripes (western spadefoot toad)
Lineage: Eukaryota; Metazoa; Chordata; Amphibia; Anura; Pelobatidae
Source: the annotation of a GenBank genome assembly
CCGCGUUCUUCCCUAGUCGUGACGUAAUACCUGCGCGCCGCUGUUGACAUCAGGCGGACCAUGUAUCAUAUCAGCACCCAGAGGAAGCACUGGACGUUCUCCAGCGACAGCGAGCCGGUGCGGCUGAGGGCUCAGGCAAACGGCAGGUGGCGAGCGAAGAUCCGAGCCACGGGGAAGGUACGGUGACCUAACCCUGGGCUGCACUGCAGCAAGUGGCGGGAUCUAGGGCUCCGGUGAUGGGAUCUAGGGCUCCGGCGAUGGGAUCUGGGGCUGCAGCGAUGGGAUCUGGGGCUGCAGCGAUGGGAUCUGGGGCAGGCUGCAGCGAUGGGAUCUGGGGCAGGCUGCAGCGAUGGGAUCUGGGGCAGGCUGCAGCGAUGGGAUCUGGGGCAGGCUCCAGCGAUGGGAUCUGGGGCUGCAGCGAUGGGAUCUGGGGCAGGCUGCAGCGAUGGGAUCUGGGGCAGGCUGCAGCGAUGGGAUCUGGGGCAGGCUCCAGCGAUGGGAUCUGGGGCAGGCUCCAGCGAUGGGAUCUGGGGCAGGCUCCAGCGAUGGGAUCUGGGGCAGGCCCCAUGACGGAUUCAAAGGUGGCUCCAGCGAUGGGAUUCGGGGCAGGCUGCAGCGACGGGAUCUGGGGGUAUUGCAGCGAUGGGAUCUGGGGUAAGGGGCCCAUGAUGAUCUGGGGCAGGCUGCAGCCAUGGGGAUCUGGGGCAGGCUGCAGCCAUAAAUCUGUGGGGCAGGCUGCACAUGGGAUCUGGGGCAGGCUGAGCGAUGGGAUCUGGGGCAGGCUCCAGCGAUGGGAUCUGGGGCAGGCUCCAGCGAUGGGAUCUGGGGCAGGCUCCAGCGAUGGGAUCUGGGGCAGGCUCCAGCGAUGGGAUCUGGGGCAGGCUGCAGCGAUGGGAUCUGGGGCAGGCUGCAGCGAUGGGAUCUGGGGCAGGCUGCAGCGAUGGGAUCUGGGGCAGGCUGCAGCGAUGGGAUCUGGGGCAGGCUGCAGCGAUGGGAUCUGGGGCAGGCUGCAGCGAAGGGAUCUGGGGCAGGCUGCAGCGACGGGAUCUGGGGCAGGCUGCAGCGACGGGAUCUGGGGCAGGCUGCAGCGACGGGAUCUGGGGCAGGCUGCAGCGACGGGCUCUGGGGCAGGCUCCAGCGACGGGCUCUGGGGACUGCAGUGACGGGCUCUGGGGACUGCAGUGAUGGUGGCCAGCUGACUGGGGUUAUGGGGAAUGGAGCUCAUUCCAUGCAUUGCCAUUACCACCAUUCUAGGACACCCACAGCUCUGCUCACUCCAGGCUAUGGGAAAUGAAAGUACUCCAAACAUGUAUUCACAGUGCUGGGUUAUGUUACUGGAUCAGAGCUGGGUUACAUUACUGGAUCAGUACUGAUCCAGUAAUGCUAUAAUGCUUUGUACUGCAGACUCAUGCCUUUACUUGUCUGUCUUCAGCAUUAUUGAUAAUUCAAUAAUGCGCCUUUAACAUUGUGCAGGUAUCAUACUGUCUUUCUGAUGUAUGUUAUUAUAUUUAUACUGUCUCCUUUUUGGCUCAAGUGACUUCACACAAAAAAAAAACCUGCAUGCAAUUAUUUAAUAAUUUUAGAAGAGUCUGUUCACAAAUAUUUACUUGGUGUGUUCUAAAACAUCUUGUGUAAUGUAUAUACAUUUUGAAAUCAUAUUCUAAUUACAACUUUAUUUUAACUCAUGGUUUGCAUUUUAUUUCUAGGCACAAUUAUCUGAGAUAUUCAGUUUGGAACCUCAUGAAGAAUUAAUUAUCUGCAAAUACUAUGAAAAGAGACUGCUUGACUUCUGUAAUGCCUUCAAACCUGCAAUGCCAAAAUCUGUUCUGGUGAGUUGAGUCUUAUUUAAAUUGUGUUUUCAUGGACUGCUUUAAUUUAGUAGUAAACUAUACUAAACAUUAGAGGAGGCAAGGCUCAUAGUUCCUUCUACCGACUGGUAUUAAAGGACCACUAUAGUGCCCUGAGGGUGCCCCCACCCUCAGGGUCCUCCUCCCGCCCAGCUCUGGAAAGGGGAAACGGGGUAAAACUUACCUUUCUCCUGCAUUGGGCAGGGAGCUCUCCGCCUCCGAUCCUCCUCCGUUCCUCCCCGUCGGCUGAAUGCGCACACGCGCAAGAGCUGCGCGCGCAUUCAGCCGGUCGCAUAGGAAAGCAUUUACAAUGCUUUCCUAUGGACGCUGGCGUGCUCUCACUGAAAAUCACAGUGAGAAGCACGCAAGCGCCUCUAGCGGCUGUCAAUGAGACAGCCGCUAGAGGCUUUGGGGGAAGGCUUAAUCCAUUCAUAAACAUAGCAGUUUCUCUGAAACUGCUAUGUUUAUAAAAUAAUGGGUUAACCCUAGCUGGACCUGACACCCAGACCACUUCAUUAAGCUGAAGUGGUCUGGGUGCCUAGAGUGGUCCUUUAAUAAAUGAGAAACAAAGCUUGGAGGGAAGUGGGAGGUCUGUACCCAAACCUCUAAUCUCCUGUUUUUGUCAGGAGCAAAUCCAGAAAAAGAUAAAGUGUGGAUUGGGAACAAACCCACACAAUCAUGGCUUGCACAUAGACCAGCAUAGACUCCACAUGGCAUUCCAAUAAAUAUGUGCUAAGUCCAUAUGCACAAUGCCUGGAGGGAGCAGCUUGCCAUUUUCUUGUAUACAAAGUAUCACUGCUCCUUCUUGGUGUUUCAGAGGAAGGUAUGCUGAAAGAACAAUAUAGCCCCAAUUUCUCUUUUGACUAGAAAGAUGCACAACUGUGUGUUUCUGUGCUGCUUUAAUUUCAUAUUCUUAAGAAUUGUUUUGUUAAAAUCAUUCACUAGGAUAGAUAUUACGUCUUGCUUGUAGUUUAACUGUAUGUAGUUAGUGCACAUGUAUUAGAGAUUUGAUAAAUGUAAAUGCCUGUUUUCUUUUAAUUUCAAUGAUUUGUUCAAUCAAUUCUUUUCAGGGAACAGCAUGUAUGUACUUCAAACGCUUCUAUCUCAAUAAUUCGGUCAUGGAGCAUCACCCACGCAUAAUAAUGUAAGUUUGUACAGCUCUGCUACUUUUUUCCAUUCAUCUUGCAUUUUGUUAUCGUCCAUAUUAGUGAUCAAAAUAAUUCUAAUGAAAGAGAUGUAUUAACAACCUAAACACAUUACGGUCUUUUUCUCUCAUGCGUGCAAUAUUUAUUUUGACUUGCACUCAGGUAAAGGUACCCAAAAAUAACUCUUCCAUAAUGUUGUAAUUCUGUUACUACAUAAAUGUUUCUUACCUACUCACCCUUCUCUGUACUUCCAGUAUGCUUUUUAACAUAAGAACAGUUCAGUGCUGGCUGGUGAAGUCUUAAGAUUGUUGGGUGCUACCCUUUAGCUCUGUAGUAACCAUCUUCUGACAUGUUGUCUGUCCGUUAACCCUAUGUAUUCAACACCUAGUACAGUACACAGAGCUGCAUACAAUACAGUGAAUCAUGCAAUACACAGAGCUGUGCACAUCAGAGACAUGUCCCAAGUGCAGCUAUGGGCAAUCCUUCACUGAAGUUUUGUAUUCUUUGUUUUGUAUUUAAGGCUGACCUGUAUGUUCUUGGCUUGCAAAGUGGACGAAUUCAAUGUAUCCAGUGCCCAGUUUGUUGCCAACUUAGGGGAGAAUCCAGUGGGACAGGAGAAGAUUCUUGAACAGAUCCUGGAAUAUGAACUCCUCCUGAUACAACAGCUGAAUUUCCACCUCAUAGUGCACAACCCUUAUAGACCCUUUGAAGGAUUUUUAAUUGAUCUAAAGGUAAUCUAUUGUGCAAAUUGAUGAAUAAUUAUAUGGAUGACUGUACAGUAUUGCUUGCUCUAGCAUCAUCAGUGUAAAAAUGUGCAACUGAAAGACAACACCCUUCAGAAUGACAUUAAAGGAACACUCCAGUCACCAGAUAAACUCCAUUUAAAUUAAGUUGUUCUGGUGCCCAGUGGCUCCUGGACGCACUCUUACCUUAAGGGGUUAAACCAUUCUCGAACAGUUUUAACCCCAAAGUUUGCUUCCACCGUUGAUCUGCAGGUCACCCAAGCAGCAUUCGGCUUCAGAAUCUCCGUUACAGGAAGCACGGAGUGUCGCCAGGCAGAGACGACGUCCUAAGCCAGUCAUAGCUCACCAUUCAUUUAAAAAGAUCUAGAUAUAUAUGGGGGUUUACAUUUUUUUUUAUUUAUUUUUUAUCCAUGAGAAGCAACUCAUAGACUUAGAUUGUCAGCUGACUGCCAUAAGCCAAUCAGUGGCACCCCUGUAGACCGGUGGGUGCAGACCACAAGCUCCCCCACUUUAACUCCUACUGGACCACCUAGCAAUAUUGUCGUCAUCCCUCCCUCCCACCCUUUCCCCCCCCACACUGCAGAAACCUUUGCAGAUGGGGACAAAACAGAACAUAUUACACAUGACCUGCAAACCUCUCACACCCACAUAUUCGACAUGGCCAGCAAUUCUCUAAUAGGCACUUCCAGCAAACAAGUUGCACACAGCCUGCAUGCACACACAAUGGGGGAAGCAGAGGAUUAUUCACAAAGCUCCAAUUUUUCACAAAUUAAAUUUGAAUAGAAAACCAAGGCAAAAAGCUUUGAGUAUAACGGAGUUGGCGUAUUUUUCCAUAUCUAUAUUUUUUUUUGAAAAUUUGGAGUUUAGGAAAUAUACCUGCCAAUAUCCAGGACUCUAGGGACAUUAUAUUGUGUGUCAGGACAAAUAUAUUGGGCUACCACUUUAGAUGCUUGUACUAGUAGAUUUUGAAAUGUCCACACUCCUGCAGAUGUAGAUCUAGUCUUAACCAUGUAUUGACAGGAAAGCCAAGGCAAGACCGUUGUUACAUGUAGCCAUUUUAACCUUUAGAUUGUAAGCUCUUGGCUAUCUAGCUAAGUAUCUGGAAUAAAAGAGCUUCCAUGGCUAGAUCUCCUCUCUCGAACAGGUCUGUCUUUAUUUUAAUUUGUAUUGGUCUUUGUAUAUUGUAGUGGUUUUUUUUCCCCCCAACUGUACAGACCUGCAGAAUAUGUUGGCUCUUUAUAAAUAACAAUAAUAACAGUAUACUUAUGCCAUAUAGCAGUCUUUCAAAGGCUAUUUAUGGACCAUAGUAACUGCAUUUCAUAAAGGGUAUUUCAGAGCUACAUGUGUGCACAUUUCAGUCUUCAAGAGUCAAAAUACACCUAAUUUUAUUCCUUUUCUUCCCCAGACACGUUAUCCUGUGUUGGAGAAUCCAGAAGUGCUGAGAAAAACAGCUGAUGACUUUUUGCACAGAGUUGCACUGACUGAUGCAUGUUUACUGUUCCCACCAUCGUUAAUAGCCCUCACAGCAAUCUUAUCUAGUGCCUCAAGAGCAGGACUUAAUGUUGAAAGGUAUUGCUUUGACAACACUAUAUAUUAUUUCAAGCAAGCUACUCUUUCACUAUAUGCACAAUGUGGGUCACAAUAAGUCAGGAAGGCAAGGAGGUGGGUCAGAGCCAAACACCGCUCUGGCCAAUGAGCACCUCCUUAUAGAGAUGCAUUGAAUCAGUGCAUCUCCAUGGGGAAAGUUCAACGUCUCCAUCCAAGAUUUUCACAUUUUCUCAUUGAUUUGUACACACCUUUAUAAAUUCAAUCUGGAGUUUACAUCAAAAGUAUGCAAAGUGUACUCACUAAUUUGAGAAUUGUGGAAAAUUUAAUUAAGAUUUUUAAUGCCGAGCUGAAAAAUUGGUUAAAAUGCUUUUCCAUUUUUUUUUUUGUUGUAAAAUUUGUAAUCCCUUUGUAAGUUCUCCACAUUUCCCCUAUUUUAGUGUCUGUAACUUCUGCACUACCUCCUCUCCAUUCUAAUGUAGAAUGUUGUGUUAAGUAUUUGUUUCAUUGCUAUGCUAACAAAAUAAAUGCUGAAAUAUAUUUUAAUAUUUAUUUUUUUACUUUUAGUUAUUUAACAGAAUGCCUUUCCCUAAAGGACGAUCGACAAACCAUGGCCAAUCUACUAGAUGAAAUGAGAAGUAUGUUAAUUCUUACAUAUUGUUAGAUGGCAAGAAUAGUUUUGUGUGUUUAUAAUAUACUAUGCUGUCUAAAGCAGGGAUUCAAAUUUCAUCUCCUAUCCUACUAGCCAGUCUUCAAAGUUACUUGCCACUGCAAGCCUAUAGGGCUAUUUUACACUCACCAGGCUUAUGGCAAAUGUUGAGCAAUGUCUAUCCAUCGUGCAGCUAUGAUUAACUGAAAACAUUCCUAGCAAAGUUGGAUACAAGUUAGUUUACUUACAGUUUUAAAGGGACACUAUAGUCACCAAAACCAUGUCGGCUUAAUGUAGUGGUUCUGGAGCAUAAAGUCUGUCCCUGCAUGUUUGUAUUUACAACGCUUUAGUGUUUCUUUAAGCUUCUGUCUAUAUACCAAUUUUUGGCAGCUGCAUUUAUAAUUGUGAUUUAGUUUUCAAUUUAGCCACCUCUUUCAUGCAAUGAGGUCUUCAUUUCUGCAUCUUGUAUAAACACACAAUAUGUGACCCAUAAUAUAACAAUGACAGGAUUAUCCACUAACGUGAGGAUUGCUGUACAUUUCAAAUUUAUGACCAAAGUAACCGAACUGGAAACAUCGUUCACUUGCAGAACUUUAACAGUUUGGCUAAUUUGGCCUUAAAUGUGAAACUCCCUUCUCUGAACUCCAGAUAAUUCUCAGUUUAAUGAAAUACCCCAUAUGUAUUACUGUAUGUCACAGGGAAUACAAGGUAUUAUCAGUGGUGGUCACUUCUAAGCAAAACUUAAACCACCCUAUGUAGUUCACAUAUAGACCGCAAAGUAUUAAUUGGCCAGUAGGUGGGGGAAGAAAAGCCAACUUCAAGUAGGUAUAGGCCUGUUAGAAGCUACAGGGGUCUCAGAUACAGCGUGGAUAUCUACCAUUGGCAGGAACAGACUAAAAUGUAACACCUCAACGUACAGGAACUUUAGAACCUUCAGACACAUCAUUUCAUGGAAUAUGGAUAUAGCUUUAAAUUCUAAUUUUUUUUUUUCUCUUGUUGGAGUUUGUGGCAUCUACUGCAUAUACUUACAUUUUGCAUUUACAUUUAUUUAAUCCUUUGUGGCAGCACAGCCCUACAGCUGAUAGAAAAGCAGCAAAUUAUUAAUUCACUUCUAUUUUUAUACAGGAUUAAAAUUGUUGGUAACAAAAUAUGAAUAUGCCCGACCGGAAGAUGUUGUUGCCUUAAAGAAGAAAUUGGAGAAAUGCCAUAGUAAUGAAGUAGCUUUGAAUGUGAAUGUGUAAGUUGGAUAUUUAAUUUACUUACAUGGUCAUUAUUUUAUUUAAAGGUUGGUGUCCAGGAGAGAUCAUCGAGACUUGCCUAUCACUGUCCCCCAUUUCUGUACAAUCUUCCACAUGGAGCUGCCUUCUCUAUGUACCUUGAGCAUGCACAAGGCCAUGGGAUCCUCCAUAGAUCUUCUCUCUCAUGUGCAAUGAGAUUCCAUAGGCAUUUAUUAAUGUGUAAUGAGUGAGAAUAUUGCUGUUCCUAUGAACUUUGCUGACUGCAUAUAGCAAGCUGACACUACCUGUUGCAAGGCAGAGAAAGUUCCUGCCUUGCAAAAUAAAAAAUAAUAAAUAAUAGAUAUAAUACUUUAUAUCAGAAUGGAUAUUGUGUGAAAGUAGACUCUUCCAGGUUAGUUAGAUCUGAAAAGCUUGGCCAUAAUAUAGGCUUAGACCAAGGUACGCAUCAAAUUGCUUGAAAUAGUUUGACUUUAUAAGCUCCACAGUGCACUAUGGUGCUUAGAGUACAAUUUUAAUCCACAUGUUUUAUUCCAUAUCUACCCUACUCUUUACAAAUUGCAUAAUGCCAAGAUCCUAGUGUGUUCACAAAAAGUGGGAAGCAACUGGCUUACACUUUAGACCAGAAUAGCAGAGUUGGUCAAACUGUCCAGUUCCCCAUAAGUUGGUUGGUUUUUUUUUUUGGUUUUUUUUUUUUUGGUUUUUUUUUUGGAAAGCCUUCCUGUAAGUUGUCAACCUGUCACAAAACUCUUUGCAUAAUCACCAGGCACCUGCUACCAUGAACUAACUGUAGCACUGCUACGGUCCAAAAGGAGCUACUGUUUUAAGGAUACUAUGUGUUGCCUAAUGUACAAAUUAUGAGCGGUCUUCUUUGCGUUGUUUUUUUUGUAGAAGGAAGAGAAAAGGCUAUGAAGAGGAUAACUAUAUAUCAAAGAGGCCCAAGACCGAAGAGGUUUGUAAAUAUUCACUCUCUUGGGAUUUAAAAUAAAUAAAUCUGAAAGAACUAAAUCCCAUAUGUCUAAAUCAGGGGUGCAAAAAAAGCUUGAUUUCCCCCAAAAGCUAGAUCUAUUAGUUGUUGUCCCAAGGAACAUUUGGAAGAGGGUGCCAUUUGACUUUUCUUACAGCACAUUCCGCUGCUCGGGUUGUGACCCUUUUUUAUUAUGUUUGUUCUUUCACAUGAAAUACAUUUAUCAGUCUGUACCUAAAUGGCAGAUCAUGUUUUUUCCUAACUUUUGAGGUCCACACUGUGAAUUAAGGAAACACUGACAGCUGGGCGAGUACUUUUCCUCACUUACUUUGAGUGCUUCCUUUAUAUGGGUCUUGAACUUCUCCUAAAAAUAAUUGGUUCCAAUACCUCUCUGUAAGAAGCAUUGCCGGCUUAGUGUGGUGCUUUCCAUGCAUGCAUUUUUGCAUCCAUUGAGAAGAAUUUGAUUGACUGGUAGAUAAUCACUAUUGGAGUGCACCUUGAAAGUUGGUAAUUCAGGGUAUAGCAUCAUGGUGUGAAUUAUGGGAUUUCUAAAUCUUAGUGUGGCACUUGCAGUAAUGUACCAUUACAUUAACUUACAUAUAAAGGCACACCUUUUUGAGACUCCUGCAUAGAUAGAAGCAAAACAAAAAACAUGUUUUGUAGUAUUAAAAGCAAAGUCGCUUAAAGCAUUUUACUGGGCUGAGGUGUGCUGCAGACAUAAGUACAAGACCUUCCAUAUUCUGUGAUGCUGUGGGUGGAAUCAAGCAACUAGAGAACUGCCAUGUGAGUGUGACUUACAAAAUAAGUUUAAAUAAAAUCACAGCCCUUAGCUAACUUUUAGCUAGCUGACAGAUUGUGCAAAAAUCUUCAAAGGGUCAGUUUUAGCUUUAUUCAUUUCGGUGCUUUCUCUUGAUUAUUUGCGCUUCAGAAUUCUAUCCAGUCGUAGCUUUGCAAAUAAUCUAGUACGUUGAGUGGGUAAACACUAGCAAGGUUAUUUACUAAAGUGAGAUUUGAGGUCCAAGUAACUUAAGUAAAAAAAAAUUCCCCAAGUCAGCUUAUGCUUUCAGUUUGACUCAUUUUUUUUAAAAUGUGAAAUUCAGUUUGAAAUCUCACUUUAUUAAAUAACACUGUGUAGUCCUCUGUUAUAAACAGCAGCGUUAUCACUUUAACACAAGAGAAUGCUACAACGUGAAAAAGUACUUUAAUUAUAAUCUAGAAUGUAACCAAUCAAUAUGUGGUUGUUUUUAGGAAGUUAAAUACAGAUGUAGUAUAAAAGUUUGACAUUUGAGUAACACUUUUUAGUGAGGGGAUUAAGGAGCUUCAUAAUUUAAACUAUAUUCUGUUUUAACUUUAGUGCCUUAAUAAAACAUGUUCUUUUUUUGAUUAUAGGAAGAAUGGAGUGAUGAUGACCUGGUAGAUUGUCUAUGAGCAAUGGAAGCCUGGAACAUCUUGGCAGUACUUGGAAGUUGUAGGCACAACACUUGUGUAUGUGUUCUCAACCCGAGGGCUUUAACAUUCUAUGUGCAUAAAUUUAAGCCAGAUAUUUAUAUUGUUACAAUAAAGUAGUAGGUUUUUUUUUUGUAAACUUUCUAUGAAUGAUUUACAAUGUCAGAUACAGUAAAAAAAAAAACAAAACACCCAGAAGUUGUAAUGGAUAUGGUCCCAGAUGAGAAGUGGGUAUUAAAAAAACAAACAAAAUAAAAACCCUAAGGAUUAACCCCUUCCCGACCGCAGACUGAAACUUCUGUCAACCUUGUCCUUCAGUUAAGGACCGUUGACGGAAAAUUUCCGUCAUUUACUAAAGUUAACCCCAGAUCGUGGCGAUCGCAGGGUUAACGGUGCUCCGGUCUGCCUCUGUAUUAGAGGCAGUCUGGGAGCACCCGAUCGGGCUGACAGAGCGAGCACAUGUGCUGUAUAUACUUACCUUCCGUCUCACUGCACUUCCGGGUUCUGUGUGAAGUGCAGGGAGACGGAUCAGUGCUGCUGAUCUUCUUCCUGUGUUAAAAAAAAUAAAUAAAGUUAAAUCCCACCCCCCCUUUCCCCUGCUUUAAUAAAAUUAACCCCUUCCCUGCCAAUUGAUCACUGACUACAUUUUAAUGUCAUCUGAUUAUUAUUUUUUUGACCCCUGAGGGUUAAUUAUUUUUUUUAUUCUAACCUUCAGGGGUUAAAUUUAUUUUAUUAAUUAAUUUAAAUGUUUAAAACUAUAUAUUUAGAUAGCUGGGAUGGGUGGAAGUUAGUGGGAAAUUUGGUGUUAGGCUAACUAGGGGUUAAUGUUAAACAUUACUAAAACAUUUUUAAAAAAAACUUUAAGUAAAAAAAACAUCCCCUUUGCCCAGUCUAAAUAGAAAUUAACCCCUUCCCUGCCAGUUGAUCACAGCCUACAGUGAUCAAAAUACUGAUCACAGUAUUAUACUGUAAUCUAAUUUCUUUUAACCCCUGAGGAUUAACCUUUAUUUAUUUUUUAACCCUCAGGGGUUCAGUUUAUUUAAUUGACUUUAAAUAUUUUAUAAUUUUGCUAGCUGGAGUGGGUGGGAGUUAUGGGAAAGGGGGAAAAUUAUCCCACGCUAAGGUUCAAAAUAUGCCUUUUGAAAUACCCUGGGAUGUGUUCUUUAAGAAAUGGUAUGCCUUUAUAGUGUAGUUGUAAUAUGUAGCCUACUCAAGUGUUCCAAAGUGGGACACGGACGCAUCAAAACCCUCCAUGAAAAUUCACACUUAAAAACCUUAACUUGUCACGUCUCUUUUACAGCAGUGUAACUUCACAAAAUAGUGUCUAGGUCAUACAUUGGGCAUAUUGUUUUACUCAGAAGACUUAGCUGAGCAUAAUUUGGGGGGUUUGAACUUAGUGGCACAUAUGAAAUGUACAAAAUGCCCAGCAAAAAUGUAAUCCGUAUGUAAAAAAUGCCCCAAAUUAUUUUUUACCACAUACUUUGGCCUAUAUUGAUGAAAAAAACUGCUAUAAAACCCCAAAUUGAAGCAUAGGCCCAUUAAUUCCACCUCUCAAAAUUCUACUGUAAAUGUUGAAACGGACAUGUCUCCUAUAUGGCACUGUAGCUUCACGAAAUAGGGCCAAAGACGUACAAUGGGGGUAUACGUGUACUCAGCAGAAGUAACUGAACACAAAAUAAAACUUUCUACAGGAACAGCACACACCAACUUUACAAAAUACACAUGAGAAGUUCUUUGUUAUAAAUUUGUGUGCCAAAACCCCCAAAAAACUAAAUUUUACUCCAAUAUUUAGCAGAGAUUGGUGGUGAAAUGGCUAUGUAGAAAGUGUCUAAACAACCUUAGGACAAUAGCCUGUGAUGUCUACUUUAUAUAAUAUUUUCUUUUAUGGCUAUUAAGCUUACAAGACAAACAUACCAAAUUCUAAAAUCACUCCACAUUAAAAGUUUAUUUUACUCCUUGUGCUUUGUGAUCUGUAACUACCAAAAAAAACCUUAAAAUCUCAAACACAUUAUAUUCUUUAAAUCAGAAUUAUAUGAAUGUAUUUUUAAUUACUUUCUUUAACCUGCACUAAUCAGGCACACCUUAUUAUUGCAAAAAACUUUUGCAUUUUUCUGUAUUUUUAUUAAAUAAGCAUUUAUAAGUAUGUUACAUCAAAUUAAAGCCCUUUCUGUCCUUUAAAAAACAGUAUAUAAUAUGUGUCGGUGCAAUAAACGAAAGAUGCAAAUUGCAGUUGAUUGCAUACAGCAAGAAAAUGCAAAAAUUGCUUGUGUCAUUAAGCCUAAGACAAGCUUCUGAAGCUGUGUCCUUAAGGGGUUAAGGAAAUCCAAAACAAAAUCCAAUGGUCACUAAAACUGAUGCUAUCGGUUAGGGAGGAAAAGUGGGAUGGAAAUGCAGGCCAGGGUUAUUUAGAGCAGACCAUGCAGCAUGAGAAUCUCAGUGGGGAAGUUUGUCAAAUUGCAUUUGUAUGGUAGUGAUUGGAUAUUAUAUAGCAGCCAGGGUGGCAAUGUUGCAUCAUACUUAUUAGUCGGAUUCAGGGCCGUCUUCAUGGCCCAGGUAGUUUAAUUUAAUUCUAACCCACUGUGUGAGUCCUGAUUUGUGAUGUUGGCACCAAUAAAGUAGAACCAGACUCCUGUUUGUGGUUAGAUUUUUUUUUUAAUGGGAUGUUUCUAUAUUUCACUCCAGGCAGGUUAGUAUGGUUUGUUUAGGGCAGUUUAGGCAUACGAGUGUUCUACAUCUGUUUGAUCAUGUUCAAAACCAGUCUCUAAAAUUUGGAAAUAGAACAGAUGCCUCAAAUCUGAAACAUCUCCAACUAUCAAAAGACCAACAUAAGUAGGGUCCCAAUACAUGUUGAGUAUAUAGAUUUAUUUCUCUGAAUGUAAAGCUUUGGCGUGUGUAACUUUGCUGCCAUUGUUCACUUCUAUACAAGGUUGCAUGGGUCCUUUUCCAAUAACCUUAUAAACUUUGGCGUAAAAGUGUUUUCUCUAAGACGACAAGUGAGCGUUAAACACAGUAGUUAAUAUUUUCAUAAGAUGGAGUUAAGUGCAAGACGUGUGAAAGUUUGGCUAACUGCAUUAAAUUUGCAGAGGGCAAGCGUGGAUGGGUUUAUCCUUUUUCAUAAAAGUAAAGCCGGCUUCCCAUUCCAUAAGUGGAAAGUUCAGGUUGCUCAAGUGGUCGAUGGAUUUGGGACCGACGGUUGCCCCAAUAAAAUAAGUGGCAUAUUGUAAAACAAGUUAUUGCUGAAUAUAAGCUUUGACCUUGGAAAACUUUUAAAAGAGAAGCCCAGAGAUACAAAAAGGGACUUCUACCUACACUAUACUCAGCUUGUCAAUAUAGGACAUGUCACUUUUCACAUGGAGUGGAAAGGCUGUGCUGAUUUUCAUCCUGUUUGCUAUUUUUGCAUGUAUGAGAAGAGGAUAUUUAGACUGUUGUACAGAAGAAGCAGCAGCAGGGUUGUCGGAGAAUACCUGCCUCCAACAGUUUUGUCCAAGAAGCAUUGGGGUAGAAAGAGCAUGGUGUUCAGGAAACCCAGUAAAUUGUUAAACCAUAGAUGGCAACCGAUACAAUUAGGGGGCAUGGGAAUACACGGAGUGUUAAACAAUAUGCCUUUUAUUUGUAAGAGCAGAAUACAUUAGGGCUGUAAAAUGGAAAUACUACUCAGGAUUACAUAACGGUGCUGUUUAAUAGUUUCCCCCCUCACAUAGAUCCAUUUCAUUCUAAUCACCAUUUUUCAAUUAUAGCUCACGGUACAAGUUUUAAUGCACUCCAUGCCACCAUCUGAGCAGAGUACUCUACUCACCCCGUUUUAUCCAAUUUAUGCCGGGCAGCUCCUCCUUCCUUGAUCUCUGUCUAAUAUCUCAAACAGUGGGGACAAACUGUAUGUGCAGCAAUUGCCAGACUUUCAAGUCUUCACAAGUUAGUUCCUCAAAGAGCUUCCUUACGAAAACUAAAAGCAUCUUUCAUGACAAAUUGCAGGGAUAAAGUGUACGUGAAAUAAAACCACUAAAGUAUAAAGUGGUUUUGGUGCUUAACUCACAUUUGGGCACCACCCACAUACUCUGCACCAAAACCAC